AUGUUCAGGGUCUGGCAGAGUGUGCGACAUAAAAGCACCACCGCGGUGAUAAAAGAAAUUAAUGAUGUUCAAAAGUUGUACAUGAAUCACCCAUGGUCUCCUGGAUCUACCUUUUUUUAUCCUGAAGGCGCUCAUGUGUUUGGAAAGCUUGUAUCUUUCAUGAAAGCUCAAAUGACCCGCUAUGGCUUUCAAGAGGUAGUUACCCCACAACUUUAUCGGAAAGAGCUUUGGCAGACUUCAGGGCAUUGGGAUCAUUAUAGGGACGAUAUGUUUGGCGUGUGUGAUGGCCAUGACACUGACAAAAUCGAGUAUAGUCUCAAGCCAAUGAACUGCCCUGGUCACUGUCUUUUAUUUGCUAGUCGAGAACGCAGCUUCCGUGAACUACCCGUUCGUUACUCUGAUUUUAGUUCUUUGCACCGUAACGAAGCCUCUGGUGCUCUUCAAGGCCUCACUCGCGUUCGACGUUUUCAUCAAGAUGAUGGCCAUAUUUUCUGCCGCCCCGAUCAAGUGGCCGAGGAAAUCGAACGCUCUAUUGCCUUGGUGGAUACUGUUUACAAAGUUUUCGGGCUAGAGUAUACUAUGCUGCUGUCUACACGCCCCGAAGACUUUAUGGGAGAACGAGCCCUUUGGGACGAGGCCGAGGAUGGACUAAGAAAAGCCAUUGAGGCCUCAGCUAAGCCCGUGGUGAUUAACGAAGGUGAUGGUGCGUUUUACGGACCUAAAAUUGACUUUGUUGUCAAAGACAACCUUGGUAAAAGUCAUCAAGCUGCUACUAUUCAGCUCGAUUUUCAGCUCCCUCGCAACUUUGGUCUUACCUACGACGAUAAGACUGGAGCGGGUGUACCUGUGAUUGUUCAUCGAGCCGUUUUGGGCUCUGUUGAAAGGUUUAUGGCGUUGCUUAUGGACCACUAUUCUGGCAAAUGGCCCUUCUGGCUGAACCCUCGGCAAGUAGUUGUCAUUCCAGUUUCUGAUGCCCAUGCCGAGUACGCAGACCAGGUUGCAGAGCGGUUGAGAAACUUUCGCACAAAUGAUGGUGCUGCUCCGCUUAGUGAACAAACCUAUGCCGUCGAAGUCUAUAAACAGAGUGAACCUCUUUCUGGUCGACUGAAGCGAGCUACUGAGCUUUCUGCCUCGUUUGUGGUUGUUGUCGGCGAUCGUGAAGUCCAAGAUGGAACAAUCAGUGUUCGUGAACGUGGUGUCCGCAAGAGUGUCACAAUGACAGUGGACGAUCUCAAGGAAUUGUUUGUAGAGCUAACUGCGAACUACGCUCCUUGA
Molecule: messenger RNA, 1275 nt
Organism: Wickerhamiella sorbophila
Lineage: Eukaryota; Fungi; Ascomycota; Dipodascomycetes; Dipodascales; Trichomonascaceae
Product: Threonine--tRNA ligase, mitochondrial
Exons: 1
Coding region: 1-1275 (424 amino acids)
Biological process (GO): mitochondrial threonyl-tRNA aminoacylation
Cellular component (GO): cytoplasm
Molecular function (GO): threonine-tRNA ligase activity; ATP binding
Source: RefSeq, a predicted model, not a curated record